UGCUAGGAAAAAAGCGUCUUCCUCAUGGUUACCAUCGCAGUUAGCCAAACAGCUUCUGUUUAUCCUGCUGAAAUCGUCUUUAAUAGCGUAUACACCUCUACGGAUCUUACACAAAACACAUCAGAUAUGUUCAGCGACGGUUGUACAUGAAAUAUUGUUGGUGAGAUUGUGGUUCAAUGAGCUCCAGAAAAUCUCAAAAGAUGGGUGAGGAUCUGGCAAGUGAAAGUGAUCUGCUGUCAAUGAUCAACGAGUAUCUGAAGUUUGCUGAGUUUGAAGAGACUGCGAAAGUGUUUGAAAAGGAAGUCAAACGCAAAGGAAAACCUGUCCUCAAAAGUGCAGGACACUCACGGCGAGACUCCAAAAUCAUCGGCAUUCAUGAGGAUUUUCUCAGCUCUUUUAAUGAUGGUGACUAUAAGGUAUUCUCUGAGCUGUGGGCUAAAACCAUUCCUCCAGAGAUUCAGGAUUUUGAUCCAGUAGCUCAGAAACUGGAAUUCUAUUUACAAAUUCAUUUUACAAUAUACCCGCUGAAGUCAUCUGUAGGAAGUCAUGAUAAAGGAGAGUUUGAGAACAGGAUCACACAUUUCAAACACUAUCUGGAGACCAGAGGGGCGGCACUGAGCCAGACCACUGAGUUCCUGCCGUUCUACGCCCUGCCGUUCGUGCCCAAUCCCACGGUACAUCCGUCCUUCCAAGAGCUUUUCCAGGAUUCCUGGAUGCCAGAGUUGAGGGAAAGGCUGGACAAGUUUCUCUCAGUGACUCUGAAAGCUUCAAACACACCGAGGCUUCUGACUUUAUAUACCGAAGGUGGAAAAGGCACCAAAGAAGCGAUUCAGCAAAUGCAGCUCCAUUUGACCGAGGCGGAAAGGAAGUCGGCCAUCUGCAUGAGGAGAUUCGCCAAGCUGCAGGCCGACCAUCACAACCUCAUCGGCGUCACGGCUGAGCUGGUGGAUUCGCUGGAGGCCACAGUCCGUGGAAAGAUGAUCUCCCCAGAGUACCUGCAAGGCGUGUGUAUGCGGCUCUUCAGCGGUUACAUGAGACAGAGCGCUGCUCAGAGCGUAGACUUCACCAGACCCGGCACUGGAUAUUACUCUAUGAGUCCUUAUGAUGAUGGAUAUGCAUCCUCAAUGUUGCGGGCAUCAGUCGCACCUCAGAGGCCCAAAGACGUGCCGCUGUUGCCUUCCCUUGACUACGAGAAACUAAAAAAAGACCUAGUGAAUGGAUCAGAUCGACUGAAGGCUUUGCUGCUUCAAGCCUUGCGCUGGAGGUUAACCAGAUCUCUUUAUGGUGAGCAAAGGGACACGGUUUUACAAGCCUUCAUCAGCAAUGAUCUUCUGGAGUGCUACAGUUCCAAACAGAAAACUGUUCUUUAUCUGAUGAAAUCCAAAAAUGAGAUUGUCAGACAGUAUAUGGCACGACUCAUUAAUGCCUUUGCCUCUUUGUGUGAUGGACGCAUGUACCUGUCUCAGAUACCCUCUUUACUGAGGUUUCUGCUUGAUUCUCUGAGGACCGAAGAGAAAGAGUCUGUAACUCGAGAAAACGUGCUUGCAGCGCUGCAGAAACUCAGCCUCAGGCGAGCGCAGCAGUCAGCUAUGAUCAAAGACGGUCUGAUUGGCUGGUUGGUCAAAGAGCUCCACGACUCCGACUGUCUGUCCGACUACACGCUUGAAUACGCCAUCUCCCUCCUCAUGAACCUCUGCCUGCGCACUCAAGGAAAGAAGAAAUGUGCAGAGGAGGCCAAGCAUGUCCUGAAAGUCCUGACAGAGCUCCUGGGACAUGAGAACCAUGAGAUUCGGUACUAUGUAAAUGGAGCAUUAUACAGCAUCCUGUCCAUGCCAGAGAUACAAGAGGAAGCCAAACAGAUGAGUAUGGAGGAGAUCUUACGCUGUUACAGUAAAGAAGAAAAUCCUGAACUCAACAGACAGAUUGAAUUCAUCAUCAAACAGCUUAAUUCGGCGGACAUCCCUGAACAUGAACCUGAGUCGGAUGAUGAAGAGGAUGACGACGAUGAUGACGAGGAAGAUGUUAUGGAGGCAGACCUAGAUAAAGAGGAAGUCCUGCAGCCUCAGCCAAAAGAACUUAGCGGAGAAUCUUUGCUGACAACAGAGUAUCUCGGGAUAAUGACCAACAUGGUGAAGAUGAAGAGAAGAUCAUACCCUCCAUCAUCUCGCAGCAUAGACGAGCCUCUCCAGCGGCCCGUUACGCCCAGUUCCCACAAAAACACCAUAGCUGGUGGUGAUGGAGUUUACGCUGUUACCCGACUGAGAAGUGACGAUAGCCCCACCCAUUCUCGCUUUAGUUCCCGCCCACCUACUCGCACCGGCAGCCGCGCCAGCACUGCGGAAUCCAUCCACCAAACAUUAGCAACCGAUUCGGAAUGCUGGCGUUCCUCUGUGGAAUCAGGGCUCAUGGGGUCCCCAGAAAGACAUGUACCUCCACCAGGCCUGAACAACAACAACGGCCACUCGUACAGUGGCCAGAACGUGGGCUUUGCAAGCCGGCCUAAGAUUCCUCGCACCCCUGACAGUGACGCAGGCAGUGCUGGCAGGUCUCGUCUGCCCCCCCUGGCCCCCCAGUUCUCGAACAGCGAGCCCCAGCAGAGCAGCAGCAGGCCCGGUUCGUCAGGGGGCUCCGGCGGGCGGCCCAGUCAACAGAGUGUUUUGCUAUCUACCAUUCAACAGCUCUGACGACAGCACUGUUUCUCCAGCUUCCUGGAUGGUGCACUACAACAACGGGACACAAAAACAGCCCUGCAAAACAGGAAUUAUUUAAUCUAACUUCAGCUGCGUCCUACAAUCCUCUCUUCCUUUCGUUCUCUCUCCAUAUCCUGCUUUAUUCUAACUGUCAUGGUCUGUCCAUGUGCAUCCUGUGCUUCAGGGGGAUUUUUCCUGCCCCCACACUUGGCCUGAAAGUGGACCAUAUUUGGACCAUAAGUCCCUCUGUUUCUGUCCCCUAAAACAACACCUCCUUUGCAACCAGCUCUUGGCAGACAUGAGUGUGCCCUACAGAUUAUGUCGUCCAAUCGGCCCUUUGGGAAUGAGGAAGUACAAAUGAAACCAUCAAAGAGCAAGUUUGUUGUUAACGAUGGAUAAAGCUGGGCUCGUCUUAGCAGAUCCCAAAGCAAGGUUGCAGAGUUACUAGAUCCGGAGAUGUCGAGUUAGUUAAAGCAUGGCAGUGUCCUUCUAGCGGAAACGGUCCUGCGUACGGAACGCUGUGCUCUUUGGAACAGAAUUCCUGGUGAGGUUAGACAUGUCCACGGGGGACGAGCUCUUGGGACAUGUUUUUAUGUCUCAAGCUGAGCUGUUUUGAGCUCGGCAUGAUGGAGUACCAAACAUCUGAAUCCUCAGCUGUGUUGUACCUUGCAUUUGCAGAUUUCCUGCAGGCCUUGGCAUUGUGACAACCCUACGGACAAGCACUCAAAAAGCGAAGCAGAUGAAUGCAUGUUCAAACUUUAGUUCAGAGUGUUUAUGUAUAACUUUAUUAAAACUAUUAU
Onychostoma macrolepis is the source of this 3490-nucleotide messenger RNA. Its product is annotated as lisH domain-containing protein ARMC9. Gene Ontology annotation, molecular function: protein binding. Gene Ontology annotation, biological process: cilium assembly. Gene Ontology annotation, cellular component: ciliary tip; centriole; ciliary basal body. NCBI's taxonomy places the organism in Eukaryota, Metazoa, Chordata, Actinopteri, Cypriniformes, Cyprinidae. The record is from RefSeq and is a predicted model, not a curated record. The coding region runs from base 177 to 2684 and encodes 835 amino acids. The transcript has 26 exons.